UCAACUAACUUAAUGUCUUUGGGGAAUGUAGAACAAAAGGAUUUUUUGAAGUCUUUCGAUUAUUUUAUUUGUGAUUGCGAUGGUGUGUUAUGGCAUGGUAGAAAACCUGUUCCUGGAGCUCAAGAAGUUUUGAAAAAUCUUGUUUCCAUGGGGAAAAAAAAAUUUUAUUUUACCAACAACAGCGCGUUGACGAGAAAGCAAUUUGUAGAUAAAUUUAAUAGCCUAGGAUUUGAUGCCAAAGAGGAAGAAAUUCUUUCAACUGCCUGGCUUACUGCAAAAUAUUUGAAAAAUAUUAAUUUCAACAAGAAAGUAUAUGUUGUUGGUGGAACCUCUAUCAAAGAAGAGUUGGAUAAAUUUGAAAUUGAAAACUUCGGUGCUGGUCCUGAUAAUUAUGAAGCUAGAGGUUCUUCUAAUUUCACUUUAGAGAGUAGCGACAUCGAGUUAGUUCCUGAUGUUGGAGCUGUUGUGGUAGGCUAUGAUCUCUUCUUCAGCUAUCCAAAGGUUGCAAAGGCUAACUGUUACUUGAAUGACCCCGAAUGCUUGUUUCUUGCUACAAACAAAGAUGGAAAAAUUCAUUUUGGAGCAGGUAUUACAGUUCCAGGUUCUGGAGCAUUGGUAGCGGCAGUGGAAGUAUGCUCUGAUAGGAAAGCAGAGGUAAUUGGCAAGCCAUCUCCAUUUGCCAUAGAUCAUGUCCUCAUUCCAAGUGGCAUAGAUCCAAAGCGUUGUCUUAUGAUAGGUGACAGAUGUAGCACUGACAUUCACUUUGGGAACCAAAGAGGCAUGAUUACAUUACUAGUUGAAACAGGAGUUCACAGAUAUAGUGAUUUGGAGAAAUUCAAAUCUUCUGGAAUGGACCAUUUAAUUCCAUCUUAUUAUACUUCUUCAGUGGCGGACAUUUCGAAAAUAAUGAGGCUACCAUAAAACUUGUCACUAAUUAUCCAUAUUAAUUUCAUUUGUUUGUAUAAAUUAUUUAAGAUAUGAUUUAAAAAGAACAUUGGAAUAAUAAGUUAGAAUAUUAGUAUUAGUACCAAUACGGUUAACAUUGAUCAAAUAUGGUUAAAACAUGAAUAC
Nezara viridula (southern green stink bug) is the source of this 1071-nucleotide messenger RNA. The record is from the annotation of a GenBank genome assembly. Lineage: Eukaryota; Metazoa; Arthropoda; Insecta; Hemiptera; Pentatomidae.